Messenger RNA from Pneumocystis murina B123, 1818 nucleotides. RefSeq lists its product as hypothetical. The transcript is spliced from 11 exons. The record is from RefSeq and is a predicted model, not a curated record. Lineage: Eukaryota; Fungi; Ascomycota; Pneumocystomycetes; Pneumocystales; Pneumocystaceae. The coding region runs from base 1 to 1818 and encodes 605 amino acids. Gene Ontology annotation, molecular function: metalloaminopeptidase activity.
AUGACGUUUGAAAUGGUAGCAGUUUCUACAGGGGAACGUUUGGAGAAACUUCGAGACUUAAUGAUGGAGAACAAUGUGGAUAUCUAUAUCGUUCCAUCAGGAGACGCACAUUGUUCAGAAUAUAUUGCUGAUUGUGAUGCACGUCGUGCUUUUAUUAGUGGAUUUAAUGGAUCGGCAGGAUGUGCGGUUAUUUCUCAGGAUGAAGCAUGUCUUUUUACGGAUGGGAGAUAUUUUUUGCAAGCUAGUCAGCAGCUUGAUAAAAAUUGGACAUUAAUGAAACUCGGACAUAAUUUUCCUACAUGGCAAGAUUGGAUAGUUCAACAAGCAAAAAACGGUAAAACAGUGGGAGUGGAUGCAUCAUUGAUUUCAUUUCAUGAAACUAUAUCACUUUCAAGAAGACUUACAUUAGAAUCAAAUGCUAAAUUAAUUAGCAUAUCUACAAAUCUUGUAGAUGAGGUAUGGUCUAGUAAUAGACCUGAACGACCGAAUUAUCCGGAACAACUUUAUAUUAUUUUAAGUCAAGAGUCCUCUGAAAAGAUUUGUGAAGUGCGUGGAUUUUUGAAGAAAAGGAAUGCGUAUGCCUUUUUUGUAUCUAUGUUAGAUGAUAUUGCUUGGCUGUUUAAUCUUCGUGGAACAGACAUUCCUUAUAAUCCUGUUUUUUUUGCAUAUUCAUUAAUAACACAUGAUAAAAUUGUGUUAUAUAUUGAUGAUUCAAAAUUAGAUAAUCAUGUUAGGAAACAUUUGAAAUGUGUAGAAAUCAAGCCUUAUGAUAACGUUUUUAUGGAACUAGCAGGCCUAAGAGAUGAUAUUGAUGGACAGAAAAUACUUAUAUCUGACACAGCAAGUUGGGCAGUAGCUAUUGCAUUGGGAGAAACAAAUAUUGAAAUAAUAAGAAGUCCUAUUUCCGAAGCAAAAACUAUCAAAAAUGAAAAAGAAAUCGAAGGUAUGAGAAAUUGUCAUAUUCGAGAUGGAGUAGCUUUAGUAAAGUUUUUUGCUUGGUUAGAAGAGUUUUUAAAAAAUGGAGGCAUUUUAGACGAAGUAGACGCAGCUGAUCAAUUAGAAUCAUAUCGAAAGGAACAAACUCACUUCGUAGGCCUAUCUUUUCCUACUAUUUCUUCUAGUGGUAAAAAUGGUGCUAUUAUUCAUUAUAAACCAGAAAAGGCAUCAUGUUCUCUUAUAGAUAUCAAUUGUAUUUAUUUAUGUGAUUCAGGGGCACAAUAUAGAGAUGGCACAACAGAUGUUACACGUACAUAUCAUUUUGGUGUUCCUACAGAAAAAGAAAAGCAAACAUUUACCUAUGUUUUGAAAGGCCAUAUUGCUCUUGCAAAAGUCAUCUUUCCGAAGGGGACAACUGGAUAUAUUUUAGAUAUACUUGCUCGCCAAUAUUUAUGGAGUAUUGGUCUUGAUUAUUUACAUGGAACAGGGCAUGGUGUGGGUAGUUUCUUAAAUGUACAUGAGCCUCCUAUAGGCAUCGCACAAAGACAAUUAUAUAAUGAAAUGGCACUUUUGCCUGGAAUGGUACUUUCAGAUGAACCCGGAUUUUAUGAAAAUGGAAGCUAUGGACAGCGUAUAGAAAGUAUUGUUGCUGUAAAAAAUACUGAUACAACCUAUUGUUUUGGAAAUUCUCCUUUCUAUGGCUUUGAAUAUUUAACAAUGUGUCCUUUUGGCCUUAAUCUUAUUGAUCUAACUCUCUUACAAGAAGAUGAAAAGAAAUGGAUAAAUAGCUAUCAUAAGCUUGUUUUAGAAAAACUUGGUCCACUAUUGGAAGAUGAUCUUCGAGCUUACGAAUGGCUUAAAAAAGAGACACAAUUUAUCUAG